GGCGUCGCUCAGGUCCACCAAUGGAGAACGAACAACAACAAGCUCAGACCGCUCCCUCCUGCCGUGCUGGAUGUGGAUUUUUCGGCGCAUCGGCAACGGAAGGUUACUGUUCCCAGUGCUUCAAGAACACCCUGAAACGCCAGCAAGACACUGUGAGGCUGACUUCUCCUGUUGUUUCUCCUUCAUCGAUGGCCGCCACAUCUUCAGCCCUUAAAUCUGAGCCUUCAAGUGUGGAUAUGUGCAUGAAAGCAGCUGUCAGCGUGUCCGAUGAAACGGCGAAGAUGGACUGCGAAGAUAUUAUCAACGUUUGUGACCAAAUUAAUGAUGAUUCGGUGACGGUUGCGGAAAGCACUGCGCCAACGACAAUUACUGUAGACGUUCCUGUCCCGGUGAAAAAAGCAAAUAGAUGCCAUAUGUGUAAAAAACGGGUUGGACUUACUGGUUUCUCGUGUAGAUGUGGAGGAUUGUACUGUGGUGAUCAUCGAUACGACCAAGCGCACAACUGUCAGUUCGAUUACAAGACGAUGGAACGUGAAACCAUCAGAAAAAAUAAUCCUGUCGUCGUGUCGGAUAAAGUUCAAAGAAUUUGAAAACCCUUUGCUGCUUCUUCUCGGUGUUGUGCGCGAGCAUGAUCGUCAUCAAUUUGUAACGCUCCUUUCCCGAACAUCCUUACAACUAGUCCGAAGCGCAGUGUUUUAUACACCGAAUAUCAAUUUACUCUAUUUUUCUUUUUUUUUUGUCACAUCUCAUAGACUAUCCACACCCCUCUUUUACAUUACAUGCACCUUCUUUCUUUUGUCCACUUCAUACUGUAUCUGGGUCAACUGAUUUCCGUUCCUGGCGAUCAGUUGAUUCGUCUCUCAUUUUGUACUGUACACACCGUGUUACGAAUUGAACCAACUCGUAGUGUAUUUGUGAGCAAAUCUUGCAAACAUUUGCUUAUUUGACUUAUAUUCCGACUGUUAUUUGUCUUGGAUUCGAUGUGCGUAUUUUUUCAGUAAAACUGGAAAUUUACCACAAUGUUUCUAGUGUAUAUUUUCCCCUGGCUUUCUCUUUUCCUCUUUCCCCUUCAAUUUUCAAAAUAAUGCUCGUUUUUGUGAAACUUGAAAAUCAACAAUACAUAAAACGUUUUGGUGAC
Caenorhabditis elegans is the source of this 1138-nucleotide messenger RNA. RefSeq names its product AN1-type domain-containing protein (gene mstr-1). The coding region runs from base 21 to 590 and encodes 189 amino acids. Gene Ontology annotation, molecular function: zinc ion binding; DNA binding. Lineage: Eukaryota; Metazoa; Nematoda; Chromadorea; Rhabditida; Rhabditidae. The record is from RefSeq and is marked reviewed. The transcript has 4 exons.